CUGAGGGACCUGUGGGUGCGCUCUGAGGGUGUACACUGCAAAAAAUAUUCAUCCCGCAAGUCAUUUAGUCAGUUAAGUAGCCUACGGAAUGUGAAAGCGUUCUUUUUCUUUUUUUGGAGGUGAAGAUAUCUUUCAAUAAGUGGCACUUUGUUUCCAGACAUUUCUUUAAAUAACCGAAAUUUCCCUGCAAACAAGAAACAAGUGAAAUCAUCUCGCCGCAUUGUGUGGAAAAAAUCCGCUGUUUUAAGAGGAAAAAAAACCCAUUUAAUUGACAUUGAGACUCAACAGCUUUUCAAGACGGGCAUAUUUUUUGCAGUGCGGAUAAUCCUGAAGUCAUUCUCCGUCUCAUACAACAGCAGCCAAGGACACGAGAGCAUCAGCAGAGAGAGGGGAAAGAGGAGAGAGAAAGGUGCCUCCUCUCGCCAUUGCGAUAACUGGCUCGCUGCUGAAUCGAUGUCUGUGUGAAUGCUGCUCUAACGGGAGGCGAUAGGAGUGGCGGGGAAGCGGGGAAUUUAACUUCGCACGCGGACAAACCUAUGUUUGGAUUUCGGCUCUUUUUCCCUUCGCCAAUGCAAAAGGAAAUAUGCAGCGAAGCUUCACCAUCCUCUACACCAGUUUACUGGGGAUGUGCUUGGGUUCAAGCUCAAGUUUUCCAAGUAACAUCAAUAUAGGAGGAUUGUUCCCAAUCGAAUCGCACGAAUAUGAGGUUUUUCGUUUCGCCCUCUCUCACCACCAGGACAUCCCCAAACUGGUGCCGCAGGUGGAUAUGGUCAAGAUGGGGAAUAGCUUCUCCAUGACAUAUGCCUUUUGUUCCCAGUUCUCCAAAGGUGUGUAUGCCAUCAUUGGCCUGUAUGACAGGAAGACAGUCAACAUGCUCAUGUCCUUCUGCGGAGCGCUGCAUGUCUGCUUCGUCACGCCGUCCUUCCCCAUCGAGACAGCCAACCAGUUUGUCAUCCAGCUGAGGCCUGAGCUCCAGGACGCUCUGGUGGGAGUGAUUGACCACUACGGAUGGACCAAGUUUGUCUACAUGUACAGUUCUGACUCAGGCCUGUCGGUGCUGCAGAAGGUUCUGGACACAGCAGCGGAGAGGAACUGGCUGGUGACCUCGGUGAAUGUGGAGACCAUGACGGAGGCCUCCUUCUUGAAAGUGUUCCAGGAUUUAGACAAGAGGAAGGAGGGCCAGAUUAUCAUCGAUUGUGAGACUGAGAGGCUCACUGGCAUCCUUAAAAAGAUUGUUGAACAAGGCAAGAAUGCAAAGAGCUACCACUACAUCCUGGCUAACCUGGGUUUCCUGGACAUUGAUCUGACAGACCUGAGGAAAGGUGGGGCGAACAUCACCGGCUUCCAGCUCGUCAACAACUCUGAGCCCAGUGUCAGCCGUGUCGUUCAGCAGUGGAUGGAGUUUGACAACAAAGACUCCAAAGUGUCCAAGAGUGGACUCAAAUACACAGGUGCUCUAACAUAUGACGGGGUGAAAGUCAUGUCCACGGCCUUCCAGAAUUUAAGGAGACAGAGGAUAGACAUCUCUCGCAGGGGCAACGCUGGAGAGUGUCUUGCCAACCCACCAGCUCCCUGGGGACAGGGCAUAGACAUCCAGAGAGCCUUGCAGCAGGUCCGCAUAGAUGGAUUGACUGGUCACAUUCAGUUCAAUGAGAAAGGCCGCAGAACCAACUACACUGUUAGCGUCAUGGAACUGGCCCCCUCUGGACCCAAGAAGGUUGGCUACUGGAAUGAAGAUGAAAAGUAUGUGACUACCGCCAGCUUCAUGAGGGGCAGCAACGAGACUUACGGCCUGCAGAACAGAACAUACAUAGUCACCACUAUCUUGGAGUCUCCAUAUGUGAUGCAAAAGAAAAACCAUGAGCAGCUUGUGGGAAAUGACAAGUACGAGGGCUACAUUGUUGAGCUGGCUGCAGAGAUAGCCAAACAUGUGGGCUACCAGUACAAACUGAAGAUUGUUUCCGAUGGCAAAUAUGGAGCCAGAGAUCCUGAAACCAAGAUGUGGAAUGGCAUGGUGGGAGAACUGGUAUAUGGGAAAGCAGAUGUGGCUGUGGCACCUCUGACCAUCACCCUGGUCCGUGAAGAAGUGAUCGACUUUUCCAAGCCCUUCAUGUCCCUGGGUAUCUCCAUUAUGAUCAAGAAACCCACCAAAUCCAAACCUGGCGUGUUUUCAUUCCUGGACCCGCUGGCUUACGAGAUCUGGAUGUGCAUUGUGUUUGCCUACAUUGGCGUCAGUGUCGUCCUGUUCCUUGUCAGUCGAUUCAGCCCAUAUGAGUGGCACGCGGAGGACUACGAGGAGGGAGGUGAACCUCAGACUCCCACCCAAGCAUCAGCCUCCAACGGGGUGCAGCAGGGCCAGACACCAACGCAGCAGAACACCAACCAGCAGAGUCUUGAUCAGACCAAUGAGUUCGGCAUCUUCAACUCCCUUUGGUUCUCACUGGGGGCCUUCAUGCAGCAGGGCUGUGAUAUCUCACCACGCUCUCUGUCUGGCCGCAUUGUUGGAGGCGUCUGGUGGUUCUUCACCCUCAUCAUCAUCUCAUCCUAUACUGCCAACUUGGCUGCCUUCCUGACAGUGGAGAGGAUGGUGUCUCCUAUAGAGAGUGCUGAGGAUUUGGCUAAGCAGACAGAAAUCGCCUAUGGAACGCUGGAUGCCGGCUCCACCAAAGAAUUCUUCAGGAGGUCUAAGAUCGCUGUGUUUGAGAAGAUGUGGUCCUACAUGAAGGCGGCUGACCCGUCCGUGUUUGUCAAGACCACAGACGAGGGCGUAAUGAGAGUCAGGAAGUCCAAGGGCAAGUAUGCCUACCUGUUGGAGUCCACAAUGAACGAGUAUAUAGAGCAAAGGAAACCGUGUGACACUAUGAAGGUGGGAGGAAACCUGGACUCUAAAGGUUAUGGCAUCGCCACACCCAAGGGCUCCCCUCUCAGAAACCCAGUAAACCUGGCAGUGUUAAAACUGAACGAGCAGGGCCUCUUGGACAAAUUGAAAAACAAGUGGUGGUACGACAAGGGAGAGUGCGGCAGCGGGGGCGGGGACUCCAAGGACAAGACGAGCGCUCUGAGCCUCAGCAAUGUGGCGGGAGUCUUCUACAUCCUGAUCGGCGGCCUGGGCCUGGCCAUGCUGGUGGCACUGGUGGAGUUCUGCUACAAGUCCAGGACCGAGUCGCACCGAAUGAAGCAAUCCAUAAACGACGCCAUGCGCUGCUCCACCCUGACCAGGAUGAGUGGCAAUGGAGCGGCGGAGAGAACGGACGAAUCCUCACCCACGAUCCCCAAGACUGUUCAGACGCUGCCCUGUAUGAGCCACACCGCCAGCAUGGGACUGGGUGCCUCCGGCUGUGAUCAUCACGUCACUGUGCUGGCGGCGAGGAAUAGGCAGGGUGGGGCAGAAGAAGAGCACAAGACUCUAAUGACCUCAAAAAUCAUGGCUGUCCGGUUUGACCCAUCUAUUCUCCUGGCUGUCAACAUGCCCGACUUGAACAAGACUUAACUUACUGCCAAAAUGCACUCUCGAACCGCUCCGUACAAACCACAAACAGAGACUCGCAACAUUUUUUUUUUUAAAUAAAUGGAUGUUUGAAAAAGAGAUAUUUGAAAAAAAGAAGGGAAAUGUGCUGCAAUAAAGAAGCUGUCAACAGGGCGUUUUUGAAUUUUUUACAGUGUUCAUUUAUGUGGGGGGGAAAAAACGUUAUUCUUCAAUGUGACGCCUGCGCUGUGCCAUUUCAAUGGAGCUGUUGACGUUAGUCUGCGUGUGCAAUAUCUUCACCUCCACUGCUGACCUUGUAAUACCUAGAUGCUUUCUGAUAUCUUUGCACAGAUGUGGCAGGAGGAGGAUAAACACUUGUGACUGCUACGAUGAUCUGAUAUUGUUUUGGGACAUUCCCGCUCUCUUUCACUUUUGCAUUUACAUGCCAUUUUGGAAGGACAAAGUGCUCUGUGUAGCAUAGCCAUUUUUAAUGACAUAGUAUAUGGUUUACACUGUUGUAAUAGCGCAAAGAGCUUUGUCAAAAAGUAGUUUGAUUUGAUUUAUCCUCGACUGAAAGUUGAUGCUGUUUAAAUCAGUGGUUGACCAGACAACAACAAACAUGCAUUGCUGCUACGCCUCAUUUAACACAUCAUGCCUUGUCUUUGUGCCAUAUGACCAUUCUCACAGAUGCACACACAUACAGUACACUAUACACUUGUUGCUACUAGGUCAUUUGUUUGGCCAACAGAUAAAUAGAGAGUUUUAGUAUUUAAUGAUCACAAAACAGUCAGAGGACACAUUCAGAAAUGCUCACUUUGACCUGUGUGAGAGAUCAUAGAAUAGGGAAAACACACUGACACAUUAUGUACAGUACUGAGUGACCUUACACUGUAUUCUGCUGUUGUGACAUUCAUAGCAUAUCCAUUGAUAUACUAGAGAGUCUACUUGCAGCACAUGUUAAAAAACAAAGAUUGAUGAAUUCAGAUGUAAUCUGAAGAAGAUAUUCCUCAAACUAUUGUUGGAGCUGUUGCUGCAUAAUUCAUUCACUCCUGUGAUGUAUUUUCAGCUGUAUUCAGUGUUAAUGAAAUGGGCAGCGCAGCUAUUCGCUCUCAAUUUAUUGAGAGUGGCACAUCCCCUGCAGAUCGUGCGUGGCCUAUAAAAGGAAAGUUGGCCUCCUCUCGCUGUUGCUAGCUAGCUCAGGAAGGAGGCUGGAUGGAAACACUUGUGUGUGACAUAUAGAUUCGCAGUCAGUAUUAUCUGUUUUUAUCAAAAGUCAUGGUUACGGUUAUCACCCCACUGCUCUGCUGUAGAGUUCUCCCUUUCAGGUUAUGACAAACAGAAAUCAGAGUGGCAGGCCCUGGAUGGUAGAGGGCAGAGAUGACAAAGGGCAGACAGCCUGGGUUUGGCAUGUAGGCCUUAAAGGAAAAUUCCACCUGAAAACAUUUCAAUACUGUUAACACAAAAUGCUUCGCAAUUCUUGGCCCAUAUUGUCGCUUAGUAGUGUAUUUUAUAUUCCCAUGAGUGACUGACCAACAUUGACAACAGCAGAAAACAAACUUUAGCUCAUGUUGUGAUUUAGACUCAAAGGACAGAAAAAGAGGCUGGCAUGAUUAUAUAUUUUUCUAACAAAUCCCAUGAAAGGACAUGAUAACAAUGCGUUGGUUCAUCUCUCAAAGGCCCUGAAAACCUAUUUUCUCAACCAGCUUCUUAGAAUGGGCAAUGGGGUCCUACGUUUUGUCUGAGCUCUAAUCACUUUUCUAUUGUGGGUGGGACUCAGUUGAGAAAAGGCGAUGUCACGCACAUCUGUGAAGCAAUGAGGAUUUAGCAAUAUUUGACACAAAAAUGUGAAGACAGUUGUGGGGUUGUUUGCCGAUGUUGUAGGCCACUGUCAAUCAAAUCUGAUCAAACCACACCCACACAGUCCUGAUGAAGCUGAUUACUUUUUUUCAGUGUUAAACUCUUAAUAAAUAACACUUAUCAAUGUUUUUUUUCCAAGAUUUCAACUGACUGUUGAGCAUUUCGUAAUGAAUAUGUAAUGUUUUGAGGGGCUUUAAUACUCUCUGUCUGUGACACUCGCUUGAUUCCUACUGGAGACUUACAAAACAGCUGAUAAAUAUAUAGUUUCAUUUUUAAAAUAUGCUCAGUAUUUUACCAAAACAGCAGGACACUGUAUUGUUAGUCAAACACGAGUAAAUAGUGCAUUUGUUGGGGACUAUUUUCAGCAGCGAAUUGAUACACAUUUGAUGCAUUAGUGACUAUACAUGGCAGCCUGACAGUGCGGAAUUUACUCAAAGUAAACAACAGUUCCCAUGUCCAUGGUAAUGAAAGAAAUGACACUGCCACGAUGUGGCUCACUGAAAUGGAAGGAAUGUUACAGGAUAUCCGGCCUUGACUACACAGGAAAUACUUGUUUUGUAAGAUAAAUUCAUCGUUGGUUUUGGUCUUUUCAUGGGAAUUGUUGACAAUAAGAAAAUACAGACAGCCUUUUAACUCAACAGUCUUACGUGUCAAAGCAGGAUAGAAAUCAAUAACAGUUUUUCACAACGCAUCACAGCCAGAAACUAUGUGAAGGGUACAUUCUGUGCCUUCUUCCAACACAAACAUCGUUUCCUCUUACCUAUCUAUCGCGUUACCUCUCUCCACCUACACAAAUAUUCCACUGCAGAGUACAAUUUAUUCAGCUACCUGGAUUAUCAGAAGUAAUCCAAGAAAAUAUAGGAAAUGAUCAAGUUAAAUCUAAGCAGGUUGCGGGAAAAGUGGGUGCUUCAAAAUGGCAAAUUACAGUAAUUCAUCACAGGACAUAUGUCCUGAAAUGCACUAAUCAUCACAAAUGGUUGAUAGUCCAACAGUGUCCAAAGGUGUAAUUUGGCUUCAAGGUGACUGGAAGGUUGUCGCUUGAAAUGGGAUUUUCACUGCUGUGGGAUGCCAGAGGUCGGCUUUAGAUUAUGUACCGCACACUCUAGCUGACCUCUCAUUUCCCAGCAGAGGCCAAGUGCCUGUACAAAGGCAGCACUCAUCCUCUGCUUCCACAGCUUGUCGUGUAUUAUUUCUCUUCUCCUCUGAGUUUCUGCUUUAAAAAAAUACGGUACCAAAUCUAAUGUAUGACCUCUCUCUUUCCCUACAUCGUCAUACAAGCAAGAAAAAUGGGCGGUCAGAGUUUACUGAAAUCAUACAUAUCUCCACCUAUUAUGUAUAUAAAAGGCUUUUCUCUUCCCUAGUGAAAAUGUUUGUUCUCCUCCCAUUCAUGCCUCAGUGUACCUGAAUUAGUUACCUACCGCGUGAGUACUUUUGCUUUCUUCCCUCAUCUAUCCGUCUUCUUUUGCUGAUGUUGUAUUAAUUAGGACACAGCACAGCACUUUUCAGUGGAGGCUUUAUACCUUCAGGAAGAUGUUUUAUAUGCCAUAACAGAUUUGUAAAAAAGACAUUCAAUGUUUGUAUUAUAAAAGAGAGUUGGGGUGCCAAGAAAGUGUUAUACACUUUGAAGAGUGUAAAAAAUAAAACACACACACACACUGAUGUUGAGUAAUCUGUAGACGUUAAUGUUUAAAGCCAGUUUUGAGUUAAUUUCAUUUAAUUUUGUUGCAAUUUCAAAAAGAAUUUCCUGUUGAUGUCUUUUAAGUGCUUGAAAUUUAACACCAUUUGAAUAUUUCUUUGUUGCUUUACUUUUUCACAGUAUUUUACUACUGGAAUCUAACCAUGAGAGUUUGUUCACCAGAAACAUCAUUAUUGUUGGGUUUUUUUUAACUAUUGAAAGGGUGUUACUGAGUUUUGAAAUUAAAACGAUGGUCAAUAAAUGGGUUCACAGUUAAAAAAAAGAGUAAAAAUAUAACUAUAAGGAAUCAGACUUUUGAGAAAUAAACUUUUUUUUCUAACCAAAGUGUCCUGGAAGGAAGUCAUCAUGCUUUUGUAACCGAAUAAAGGAAUAAACUGUA
Messenger RNA from Siniperca chuatsi (mandarin fish), 7398 nucleotides. It is a transcript of the gene gria1a, whose product is annotated as glutamate receptor, ionotropic, AMPA 1a. The record is from RefSeq and is a predicted model, not a curated record. Gene Ontology annotation, cellular component: postsynaptic membrane; AMPA glutamate receptor complex; plasma membrane. Gene Ontology annotation, biological process: modulation of chemical synaptic transmission; synaptic transmission, glutamatergic. Gene Ontology annotation, molecular function: transmitter-gated monoatomic ion channel activity involved in regulation of postsynaptic membrane potential; AMPA glutamate receptor activity. NCBI's taxonomy places the organism in Eukaryota, Metazoa, Chordata, Actinopteri, Centrarchiformes, Sinipercidae.